This is a messenger RNA of Xiphophorus couchianus (Monterrey platyfish), 1498 nucleotides long. RefSeq names its product akirin 2 (gene akirin2). The record is from RefSeq and is a predicted model, not a curated record. Gene Ontology annotation, molecular function: transcription coregulator activity. Gene Ontology annotation, biological process: positive regulation of innate immune response; positive regulation of transcription by RNA polymerase II. Lineage: Eukaryota; Metazoa; Chordata; Actinopteri; Cyprinodontiformes; Poeciliidae. Bases 337 to 876 code for a protein of 179 amino acids. Gene Ontology annotation, cellular component: chromatin; nucleus. The transcript has 5 exons.
AGGAUAAUAAAAGAGAAGCUUCUCCGAACCGUUGCAAUCGCUGUGGCGUAUGACUUAGUCUUAAAAUCUGGUUUCAUCCUGGUUUGUGCUGCUGUUUUUUCUUAGUUAUUUUAUUGAGAUUAUCUGGUAAUGUAAUCUCUUAUUUAUACUUUUUAAAAUUUAUCAGUGGAGGACAGGGAUAAGCAUAAAAAGGUGCGUGGCUUCCCGAGUCCUGAAUCGCCGCUGCUCUUUUUGUAGUUAGCAUUAGCAGCACCGUGGCCCAGGCCAGCUACUUCCUGGAGACAAGGCACUUUUAAGGCUUCGCUUUUCGCUUGUUUUUGAUAUAGCUAAGGUAUAAUGGCUUGUGGGGCUACUUUGAAACGUACUCUGGAUUUCGAUCCGUUAAUGAGCCAGGCUUCCCCGAAAAGGAGGAGAUGUGCGCCGGUCAUGUCGCCGGUAUCUUCCCCACAGAAAUAUCUGCGUAUGGAACCGUCGCCUUUCGGAGAGGUCUCGUCUAGACUGACCACAGAACAAAUACUACACAACAUAAAACAGGAGUACAAACGCCUUCAGAAACGUCGACACCUGGACAGCGCCUUCCAGCAGACAGACAGCUGCUGUCCUCUGGACCUGCAGAACAGCCAGGCUGGGUCUCCUUUACCAGGUACUUCUUCAGAUGCCUCAUCUCCCACCAGGAAGGAGCAGCCACUAUUUUCCCUCAGACAGGUCGGGAUGAUCUGCGAGAGACUACUGAAGGAGAAGGAGGACAAAAUCCGAGAGGAAUACGACGAGAUUCUGACGACAAAACUUGCUGAGCAAUACGAUGCGUUCGUCAAGUUCACACAUGACCAGCUGAUGCGAAGGUUUGGAGAGCAGCCUGCGAGUUAUGUCUCCUGAGUCCUGCUUUCUAAUCUCUGGAUAUUCCCUUUGCUGCCAACUACUCCAGGGACUUGGUGGAUCUCAUUGGACUUUUGCUGUGCCAUAUUGCCUCUCUGUGGACUCACUGUCUCAGGCAUCAGUUAUUGGCAUCAACAUUUGCUGUUGCUCAGAGGGUUUAGGAGAGUUUCGUGCUGCCAACAUGUCUCAGAGACUGCCUGUGGCCUCUUGACUGCCGUGUUGCAUUUGGCUUUCCUCUGAUGCCUUCAUAAAAGGCUGUCAUUACACACUUGGCCUUUUUUGAUUUAACUUUUUUAUUAUUUCUUUUGAGUUAUUUCACCAAGGAUGUGAGUUGUGCAGCUUUUCUAUGUCUACUUUUUUUUUUAAAGAGAUUGUAGACCGAAUAGUGGACUGACUGGGUUUGAGUUUCAGCAGUUGUCUUGGCUUUCUUCAACAUUGUAUAAAGUGUUCCGGUUAUUACUACUUUUAGAUUUGUACAUUUGUAUACACUGUAUUUCAUUUGUUUCUUUAAAAUUUUUGGCUUGACUUUGUUUACUGUAUUCCAAUGUUCUGACUUAUGUUUGCUGUAGGUUUAAAGGGGCUUUGAUUCAAAUGUAAUGAAUAAAAACUUGGCACAAACAUA